Tupaia belangeri chinensis (Chinese tree shrew) is the source of this 2331-nucleotide messenger RNA. RefSeq names its product T cell-interacting, activating receptor on myeloid cells 1 (gene TARM1). NCBI's taxonomy places the organism in Eukaryota, Metazoa, Chordata, Mammalia, Scandentia, Tupaiidae. The coding region runs from base 164 to 838 and encodes 224 amino acids. Gene Ontology annotation, biological process: immune response-regulating signaling pathway. The transcript is spliced from 6 exons. Gene Ontology annotation, cellular component: plasma membrane. The record is from RefSeq and is a predicted model, not a curated record.
CAGAAAGUGGCUGUCACUUCCUGAUGGUGACUCGAGACCAGAAACUGGGCAGGGUUGAGAACUGAAAAUCCGAGCACGCCUGUCCCUGUGUACUCCGGAGUCGAGAGGUCGCUCCGACGACGCCAGGGACCGAGGGGCGCCCUCGGAAGAGGCUCCGGUCGCCAUGAGCCCCCAGUUGCUGUCCCUGCUCUGCUUUGGGCUGUGCGUCGGCCAAAAAGACAUAAGCAGAGAUGGCUCACUGCCCAGGCCCUCCCUCAGCGCCUGGCCCAGCUCCGUGGUCCCCGCCGGGAGCAACGUGACCCUGCAGUGCCAGGCUCCGACCAGAGAAGUCAAAUUUGUUCUCAGAAAGGGAGAGAAAGUGUCUCAGUUCUCCCCGUCGUCGGAGGUCCCGGAGGGCCUGGCUGCGUUCCAGCUCGCCCAUGUAGACACCUGUCAUGCCGGGGAGUACAGCUGCGAGUACUACACUCAGGCGUUCCCCCACAGGACGUCCCCGCUCAGCGACACCCUCCUGCUGCUGGUCACAGAGAGGCGUGUACCUAGACGGAGGAGCGCGGGGCGGGACCGGGUGCUCUUCUCCCUGCAGGGCGCGGCAGCCACCCUGGCCGGGAACUACAGCUGCGUGUUCCACCAGGCGGGGCCUCCCUUCCAGGCCUCGGAGCCCAGUGACCGCCUCGAGAUCUCGGUGACAGGUCCCAGGCCGGGCGAUUACAGCAAGUUCAACCUCAUCCGGCUGGCUCUGGGGGCCCUCACCAUGGUGACUAUGGGGGCCGCCCUGGCUGAAGCCUGCCGAGCCAGAAGGCGCCCCGCGAGCAUCCAGGGAAGGGCCACGUCAGGGUGACAGGGCUCUCUCCACACCUCCCCCGGGGUCUGGACGCCUGUUCCGCAGGGUGCGCCUGGCGGGCUAUCUUCACCGUGCUGCAUCUGCUCUGCGUUUCCAUCUGUCCGUGCCCAGCUCGCAGCAGGUGCUGGGGGAACACGGGCUCUUCCGGGGCUGCUCCGCGCUUCUCAGGCCCUGGAGUGUUCCUGUCCCUCCCGCAGUCAGGGCCUCUCAGGGCUCGCUGAGGUCAGGCUCUGGCUGCUCUCUGGCCGGGGCUGGUGGAAGCCCAGAGCCUCUGGGUCCCCAGGCCAUCGGCACCCCAUGAACCCGCGUUUCCCCACACAGUCUCACCACAGUCUCCAUCUGGCCCUGCGUCAACGGCUUUAGUGACGUUCCCAUUUCCUAAUGUGGGUCUAUCCGUGCGUAUUUUAUUUUAUUUUAUUUUUGUUUGUUUUGUUUUAAUUGCCCAAGGGCAUGUGUGCUCACCAGAGAGAGUCAGAGGUAGCCCCCCCAACGGGCUUGGUCACACCGCAAUCCUUUUCCCACACACUCCUACAGCCCGUUGGGGUUUGGGGCGCACGCGCGUGCCUGCUGUGUUUCUGACGCCUUCGGGACCGGGAUUUGGACUGUGGUGCGCCCAUGGGGUCUGGUCCGUAGCCACGAGGCUGCCGGCCGGUCCUGUCCGUGUUUAUUUUAGACUUUUCCUUUGCAGUCCGAGUCCAGUUUUCAGUCGUUUAUUCUGAAUUCACUUUAGAUUUAUAGAAAGUUGGAAAAGCAGCAGAAAGAACCCCUCGUACCCCUCACCUGGUCCCCCCAGCUGACGUUCCACGUGACGUACCCAACACCGAGCGCAGGACGUCAGGGCUGCUCGGCGCUGCGGGGUAACACGGGUGUCGUCGACGCAGGCCCACACGGGAGGGUCACUGGUCCAUGUCUGGAGGCCCCCUGUGCCGGGCACUCACACGCUUGUGGUCGGGGGACUCGGGGGACUGCGGCUGUGGGAUCCCAUCGGAGGUGCCGUCUGUCUGUCUCAUUCCUUUGCUUCCUCUCAGUGUCUCGCAUUCAUGGAAUAAAUACACUUUAAAAAGUACCCUCUGGGGGACACUGUGGCAUGGUGUGAUGUGUGCAUAGUUGUCACCUGUCAUGGGACUCGUGUCAUGGCAAACACAGCCCACACGCAGGACUGCUCAGGACCACCGCAACCACGCUCGGGCUAAGCCUUGACGGUCACACGCUCCUCUCCCGCCCCUCUCCAGAACUCUGUGGUUUUGAGAAUGCUCUGGAAAUGGGAUGAGACAAAACGGGAGGUCUUGCUGUUGGGCUUGUUUUUCACUCUCGAGUCCCUUGAGAGCUACCCAGGUUCUCGGAUUAUCAAUAGCUUGUUGCAUUUUGCCCUGAACUGUGUUCCCUCGCAUUUAUCAGACAUGCGUAGUGCACACCCGUGUCUAUCAUAGUUUAGUUAUUUCUCUGUAUAAUGAUAUUUUGCAUGUUUUCAGGUUUGGCUAUGAUAAAUA